This is a messenger RNA of Choloepus didactylus (southern two-toed sloth), 786 nucleotides long. It is a transcript of the gene FGFBP2, whose product is annotated as fibroblast growth factor binding protein 2. Gene Ontology annotation, molecular function: growth factor binding. Lineage: Eukaryota; Metazoa; Chordata; Mammalia; Pilosa; Megalonychidae. Gene Ontology annotation, biological process: cell-cell signaling. The record is from RefSeq and is a predicted model, not a curated record. The transcript has 2 exons. The coding region runs from base 39 to 698 and encodes 219 amino acids.
CUCUCUCCAGGCUGCAGGCAGGCUCACCGGACGUCACCAUGAGGCUCGUCCCCUGCCUCCUGCUGGUGGCCUUGUGUGGCCUGCGGGCCUUGGGCCAGACCCCAAAGCAGAAGCAAGGAGGCCACGGGGAGGAAUUCCACUUCCAGACGCGAGGGGAAGACUCCUGUACUAUGCGCACCAGUGGCCUAGGGGACGUCCAGCUCCGCAUCAAGUGUCGCAACCAGGACACGGCAUACUGGUGCGAGUACAGAGGGCAGCCCAGCAUGUGCCCUGCCUUCACCGCCAACCCCAAGCCAUACUGGGAACAAGUCCUGCAGGAGCUGAGGCGCCUGAGCCACGCGUGCCAGGGGUCCCCCGUGCUGAGGCCGUCCGUGUGCCUGAAGGCAAGUCCCCAGGCGUACCUGAAGUUGGUGGCCUCCAGCCUCCAGGGCAGCCCAGCUCCUCAGCAGCACCCUGACACAGCCACGAGGCCACCUCCACAGCCCACGGCCCCAGCGAAACCCGGGAAUGCAAGCCAGCUUGGACAGGGCUCUGUGGAAAAGCUGGAAGAAGCCAGGCCCACCACCCAACCCACGGUCAAGGCCACCCAGCCGGGGCCCAGGCCCGGAGGGGAUGACACAGAGAAGCUGGCCAGAGAACUCUUCUGGGCGUUCCUUCAGGCCGUCUACGCCACUGUUAUCCGCUUCUUCCAAGGGUGACAGAGAAGGAGAAAGGGCUCCCUUGCAGAGCUGGCCUCUUCCUGGCAGAGAAAAAUCCCUUUCUAUGCUGCGAUGUUUUCAAUCCAAC